UUGCUUAUGUUUUGCAUGUGUCUGAUGAGCUUUCAUUCUUUGGCUUUCAUCUCAGACGCGUGCCACACAGAUAGAGUUUGCCUUCAUCUCACCACUCUCCAAUCUCCCAUCCUCUUUUUUAUUGUUAUUGAAACAAAUUAGGGUUUUGGUGAGGCUGAGGGGAAGCGAGCAAACAUUGUUGAUGCAAACCUGAGCAUCCUAAGGGAAAGAAUUCAACAAGUGAGAAAGAGAGAGAGAAUGAUACAUACACGAGAGUGGAAUUAUAAGCGUAGUUAUGACCGGAGAUUCACCAGCAUAGAUGCAGAUUUAAAUGUCUUGAAGAAGAGGAUAGAGACGGUGCAUUUAACAUCAGCCUAUUAAAGAGAUAUUAGAAAAGGAAAAAAAGGAGAUUAAAGAGAGAAUCAAAAAAUUAUGGAGGUUGUGAUUGUUGCAAUUGCUGCUACACUUGGAAAUCUUCUGAUGGGAUGGGAUAGUUCAACUAUUGCAGACAAAAUGAUGUCCUCAACUACAGUGAGGAAGUUGCAGGUGGUGUCCCCUGUUCCUGCGGACAUAGACAUUGCAAACUCCGUUGAACCCGUUCAUAUCUCCCAGAUUGCCAAAGACCUCAACCUUAGUCCCAAUCACUAUGACCUUUACGGUAAAUACAAGGCCAAGGUUUUGUUGUCGGUUCUUGAUGAGCUUCAAGGAUCAGAAGAUGGGUAUUAUGUUGUGGUCGGAGGCAUUACUCCGACUCCUCUCGGGGAAGGCAAAUCUACUACUACAGUGGGGCUCUGUCAAGCUUUAGGUGCUUUUCUUGAUAAAAAGGUAGUCACCUGCCUUCGUCAACCAUCGCAAGGACCUACUUUUGGAAUUAAAGGAGGUGCAGCUGGUGGUGGCUAUAGCCAAGUUAUUCCCAUGGAUGAAUUCAAUCUUCAUCUAACAGGAGAUAUUCAUGCAAUAACUGCAGCAAACAAUCUUCUAGCUGCUGCAAUUGAUACCCGAAUUUUCCAUGAGUCAACACAGUCAGAUAAGGCUCUUUUUAACCGGUUGUGCCCUCCAAAUAAAGAAGGGAAAAGGAGCUUUAGUGAUGUUAUGUUCAGGCGUCUUACGAAGCUUGGCAUUUCAAAGACCAAUCCAGAUGAUCUUACACCAGAAGAAGUAAAUAAAUUUGCUAGGCUUGAUAUUGACCCAAAUUCUAUCACAUGGAGGAGAGUAAUGGACAUCAAUGAUCGAUUCUUGAGAAAAAUUGCUAUUGGCCAGGGACUUGACGAGAAAGGAAUGGUGAGAGAAACAGGCUUUGAUAUUUCAGUUGCUAGUGAGAUUGUGGCUGUUUUGGCACUGACAACAUCCUUAGCUGAUAUGCGAGAGAGGCUUGGGAAAAUGGUUAUUGGGAAUACGCGAGAGAGCCAUUUCACAUUCUGUUUUAUGUUAGAUCUCAUUACUGAAAUGGCUCAAGAAACGACCCGUGCGUUACGCACGGGUUACAUCCUAGUAUAUAUAUAUAUAUGGAAGCACCAACAUAUUUAAGAAAAAGACAAUUCUUUUUUGUUUUAAUCAUUUGAAGCCCAUCUUUUAUUUUUGUUUACAUUAAAACAAAUCUGCAACCAAUCUACAUUAAUAUUUUC
Molecule: messenger RNA, 1604 nt
Organism: Glycine soja
Lineage: Eukaryota; Viridiplantae; Streptophyta; Magnoliopsida; Fabales; Fabaceae
Product: formate--tetrahydrofolate ligase-like
Exons: 8
Coding region: 412-1506 (364 amino acids)
Molecular function (GO): ATP binding; formate-tetrahydrofolate ligase activity
Source: RefSeq, a predicted model, not a curated record